Empidonax traillii (willow flycatcher) is the source of this 1705-nucleotide messenger RNA. It is a transcript of the gene SMG9, whose product is annotated as SMG9, nonsense mediated mRNA decay factor. NCBI's taxonomy places the organism in Eukaryota, Metazoa, Chordata, Aves, Passeriformes, Tyrannidae. The record is from RefSeq and is a predicted model, not a curated record. Gene Ontology annotation, biological process: nuclear-transcribed mRNA catabolic process, nonsense-mediated decay. Bases 170 to 1639 code for a protein of 489 amino acids. The transcript has 13 exons.
CGCCGCGCCGGAGCCGCGACCGGGCCAGAGGAGGGGGAAGCUCCGGGACCCCCGAGGGGGAACAGAGACCCCCCCCGGGACCUUUGCGGACCCCCCCGAGGGGGUCCGGGACCUCCCGGGAGCUCCCGGGCGCCCUCAGAGCCCGCUCAGACACCCCGCGGGUUCCCGGAUGUCGGACUCGGGGCAGAGCCCCGCCCCCGUCGCGCGCAGGCGCUGCUGGAACCGCGAGAAGGAGCCGGAAGGAGGCGGGGCCGAGAGAAGGGAGGUGGGGGAGGAGCCCCCAGGGCUCCCCCAGAAGACCCCGAUCAUCCUGGCGAAGCCCCCUGGAGAACGGCAGGCUCCACCCACCCAGAAGGCAGGUCCACUGCAGGCCCCACCCCCUCCUGCGCCGGCCCCACCCAUCGUGCUGAUGAAGGCGAGGGGGGAGGAGGGGCGAGGCCUCCCUGGGGGUGGAGCUCCCCAGGGGGAGGGGCCAGCACAAGCCCCCCCCCCUGAGAGGGAGGGGCCUCGCCCCACCCAACCCAUGUACCAACUGCAUGGGAGGGGCCUCCCCCCGCCAGGGGCGCCAGACCCGGCCCAGGCCCAGGCCCGGCUGGCGGCGCCCGAGAAGAUGAAAACCAGUAUCAAACUGGUGGACGAGCAGAUGAACUGGUGCGACAGCGCCCUCGAGUUCCUCAUGGAGCAGACGGACGUGCUCGUGGUCGGGGCCCUGGGGCUGCAGGGGACGGGGAAGUCCACGGUGCUGUCACUGCUGGCCGGGAACCAGCCCGAGGAGGACCCGCGGUCGUUUGUGUUCCGACCACAGCCCCCCGAGCUGCGGGAACGGGGCGGGGCCCAGACCGGGGGCAUCGACCUGUUCGUCACCCAGGAGCGGGUGCUGUUCCUGGACACGCAGCCCAUCCUCAGCCCCGCCCACCUGGACCACCUGAUCAACAACGACCGGAAGUUGCCGCCGGAGUUCGCGCUGCCCCACGCCUACGUGGAGACACAGUCGCUGCAGAUCGCCGCCUUCCUGUUCACCGUGUGCCACGUGGUGCUGCUGGUGCAGGACUGGUUCACCGACCUGGGGCUCUACAGGUUCCUGCAGACGGCAGAGAUGGUGAAGCCCCCGACGCCCUCCCCGAGCCACGACUCGAGCGGGGCUGGGGCGGAGGAGCCCUCGGAGUAUUACCCACACCUGGUGUUUGUGCAGACUCGGGCCCCCCCCGACUGUUUCUCCCCCCGCCGCCUGGGGCAGAUGCAGCAGGUUCUGGGGCGACUCAUGGCCCACUCACGCCUCAAAUACCGGGGGUCCCUGUCGAUGCGGGAGCUGCUCCCGGGGGGUUUGGGGGCUCCCCCAGGCCCCCCCGAGGCCGAGGUGAACCUGUUCCUGCUCCCCCCUCUGGAGGACGAGGGCGACGACCCCCCCCUGCGGGCAGGUGGCGGGGGGGCUCUGUUCCCGGCCCUGCCGCCGUUCCGGGGCCGGGGGGGACUCGGGGGGCUCCUGGCCCGGCUCCGGGGGAGAGUCCUGGCGGCAGCGCGGUCCCAGUUAUCCCACAGCCUGCUCACCGAGCGCAACUGGUUUCACUACGCUGCACGGAUCUGGGACGGAGUGAAGAAAUCGUCGGCACUGGCCGAGUAUGGGCGGUUACUGGGCUGAACUGGGAUGGACUGGAAUGGACUGGGAGAGGGGGUCAGGGCAUCAAUAAAUCCCUCGGAGACCUCC